Molecule: messenger RNA, 1944 nt
Organism: Lodderomyces margitis
Lineage: Eukaryota; Fungi; Ascomycota; Pichiomycetes; Serinales; Debaryomycetaceae
Gene: PEL1
Product: CDP-diacylglycerol--glycerol-3-phosphate 3-phosphatidyltransferase
Exons: 1
Coding region: 1-1944 (647 amino acids)
Biological process (GO): cardiolipin biosynthetic process
Cellular component (GO): mitochondrion
Molecular function (GO): CDP-diacylglycerol-glycerol-3-phosphate 3-phosphatidyltransferase activity
Source: RefSeq, a predicted model, not a curated record
AUGUUAUUGAAGCAUCAUCAUAAAUUUCUACUAUCUUCAUCAUCAUCAGUAGCAUCACUAAUCAUACUCAAACAACAACUUAAAACAGGAGGUUCAUAUACUACUACAACCACUACUACAACUACUACUACAACUACAACUACAACUACAAAACACAGCUAUUCGACAGCAACAGCAAGAACUAGACCACCACUUACUGCUGGGUUUCCAAUGUUUUCAUCAGUUUACAACUACUUUUUCAACAACAACUCAUCUUCAACUUCAUUAGACGCUUCACAACAUCAACAACAACAACAGCUGAGAUCAUAUUCCACAAAUAACCCUAAUGUAUCUUUAGACUACAUCAGCACUUUCCACCCUAGAUUAUCCACCAUUUUCCACCAACUAGAUGCUAUUGCUCCUAGAUUCUUGUUAAAUAAAGGUGAUAUUGAAAUAUUAUCAGAACCAGCCCAUUUUUACUCAACAUUGAAAACCAAAAUAUCACAAGCUAAAAAAAGAGUAUAUUUAUCUUCAUUAUACAUUGGUAAAUCUCAAUAUGAACUAGUACAAUGUCUUGAUGACGCUUUAGCCAAUAAUCCCGAUUUGAAGAUUUAUUUAUUAACUGACGUGUUGCGAGCUACUAGAGAGGCUCCUCAUGAUGUUUGCUCAGCAUCGUUAUUAGCACCAUUGGAACAAAAGUAUGGUAAGCAUCGAGUAGAUAUCAGAAUGUAUCACACUCCUAAUUUAACUGGAUUAACUAAAAAAUUGGCACCAAAACGAUUAGAUGAAGGUUGGGGAGUCCAACAUAUGAAAUUGUAUGGGUUUGACGAUGAAAUUAUUCUUUCAGGGGCUAAUUUAUCGCAAGAUUAUUUCACCAACAGACAAGAUCGCUAUUAUUUAUUCAAAAGCAAACCCAUCACUGACUACUAUUUCCGUCUUCAUCAAGCAAUUGCAUCGAUCUCGUAUCAAAUACGCCACACGACUCAAUUAACACAAGGUUUCAAAUUGAUUUGGCCAACUACUAAUGCAUCUUGUGAACCACAUAUAAACACCCAUCGGUUUCUCAGUGAUGCGUCUCAUUUGUUACUGCCCAUUUUAAAACAACAUGAACUAACGUCAUUUGAUGAAUUUAAAGAUCAUGAAAAUUUUGAUACAAUUGUGUAUCCUGUAUCACAAUUCACGCCACUUUUUUUACCCAACCAAGAUUUAUCGACUGAAAAACCAGCCAUUUUACGAUUAUUAUCCUAUAUUGAUUCACCCAAGAUUAAAUGGUGGUUUACUGCUGGUUAUUUCAAUAUGUUGCCGCAAAUUCAGGAUAGAUUAUUAAACAGUAGUGCUCAAGGAUCAGUCAUUACUGCGUCCCCAAAAGCCAAUUCAUUUUAUAAAUCAUCCGGAUUAUCCUAUUACUUGCCCGAAGCGUAUCUUUUAUUCGCCAAGAGGUUCCUCGAACUGGUGAAGAAACUAGGUAAAGAAACAUUGAUCACGGUGUAUGAAUGGCAGAAUGGAGUAGUCAAUACUCCUGGUGGCUGGACAUACCAUGCCAAAGGGUUAUGGAUUAGUGUACCCGAGGAACAAGAACCUAGUAUAACUGUAAUUGGAUCGUCAAAUUACACCAAACGGGCAUACAGUUCCGAUUUGGAAAGUAAUGCCAUUAUCAUCACUAAAGAUGCUGACUUGAAACGACAAAUGAGACAGGAAAUUGACCAUUUGAUGGAACAUGUAUCAGAAUUGACCUUGGACGAUUUCCAGCCAAAACCAAUCUUGAUGGGAGAUCCAACAAAGAGUGGCAUUGUGAUUCAGGAUAUAAAUGAUGAGAAAUUACUGGGUAAUGGAAAUGAGAAACAAAAUGGUCAACAACAACAACAACAACAACAACAACAACAUCCAAAAUAUGCUGUUGAUGAAGAUAGAAGGAUCAGUUAUAGAGUUCAUUUGGCGGUUAAGCUACUUGGUGAAAAGUUGUAA